AUGGCUGCCAGCGUCUGGUACUUCGGCUAUGGAUCAAACAUGAAAUCGUCUGUCAUGAUCAACCGUGGUAUCAUCCCUCUUUCUAUCAAGGUCGGCGUGGUACCAACGCACAUCCUCACCUUUGACAUAUUCGGCAUUCCUUAUACGGAGCCUUCGUUUGCCAGUAUUGCCCUGCUGCCUUCAUCAUCAGAAAGAUCGUCCAUACCGCCAGUCCACGGAGUCUUGUAUCAGCUCCGGCGAGAGGACUAUCUCCAACUAGUCCGGUCGGAAGGUUCUGGAGUUGGUUACGAUGAAAUCAGCGUCGAAGCAUACAUCCUGGAGGUACAGUCCGAUGGAGUGAGUCGUACAACCCAAAAACCUGUUAUGGCACAGACUUUGAAAGCAAAAUAUCCAUGGAGGCCAAAUAGAGGACCAAGUGAACGGUAUAUGUGCGAGUUUGGAAGUGGAUCGGCUCCAUUUCAUUGCUGA
Messenger RNA from Penicillium longicatenatum, 468 nucleotides. It is a transcript of the gene gliK, whose product is annotated as gamma-glutamyl cyclotransferase gliK. Bases 1 to 468 code for a protein of 155 amino acids. The record is from RefSeq and is a predicted model, not a curated record. Gene Ontology annotation, molecular function: gamma-glutamylcyclotransferase activity. The transcript has 2 exons. Lineage: Eukaryota; Fungi; Ascomycota; Eurotiomycetes; Eurotiales; Aspergillaceae.